AUAGUUGAGUCGAAAGUGUUUUGGGGUUAGGACAACUAGGCAGCCAACGUUCAACUUCAAUAAUUCGAAGAAUUCCCUCUCAAAUCACAAAAUUUGAAUUCAUACUUAAAAAACCAUUCAAAGAAAUAGCAACAAAUUUAAUGCCACACAAUAAAUCACAACGUCCGAAAACCACGAACUCCCUGCAAUCACGCACUCUGUUUUUUUUCCUUCCUCUUCAUGGAACAAGAAGAAGCCGACUGCACCCGCCAGCCCGGCUCCACCCCCAGCUCGGCUCAAGUACCUCCAUCUUCGUCAUUUGUCACUCUCUCCCCAUUCCCUCCAAUCCCAUCUCCCUCCUCCCGCCGCCGCCUCUCCAGCCACUUCACGCCGACCCGAGCCGUCACGUCGUCUCUGCGACUGGCCUGGGUGUCUUUGCGAGGGCGGCUUGUGAAUGCAGAGGAAGCCAGCUCGGCUAAUGCCAUUGGGUUGAGACUGGAGGAUGGUGUGGCUUGGGAGCUGUUUAGUCCUGCUCAAAGGUUUCUGAUUGUUGCUGUUAUUGGUGUUGCUGUUUCUGAGUCUAAAAAGAAUGGGAUCAUUAAUCAGCUCAAGAAGUCUGUGGAGCUUAGGGAUCAGGUGCUAUCAAGCAUGCAGCAGAAGCUUGAUAAUCUGUGUGAUCAGUUGAGUAACAUUAACAGCCAGGCAGGAACCAAGGCCAAUGCAUCAUUCAACAACAAGAACGUUGAACCGCCAUCUAAUGAUGUUUUUGGUUGUGAUGAAACUAAAUUUGUUGACUGUGGUUGUUGGCAUUGUGAUCAACACCAAGACCUUGGUGGUUUGAUGGGAAACUCUAUUGUCAAAGUUUCUAGAGGUGAUGAGGUGUUGCAGUACAAAAUGCCUUUCAUAAAUGAGGUGGAGCAUGAAGAGCGCCGCAUGUCAGAUUUGUCAGAUUGGGCUUCAAGUGUUACAUCUGCAGCAGAUAUGCAGAUGAACGCUUUUGCAAUAGACCAAGACAUCUGCAACCUCAAGAGAGAGUGUGAAGAGAAGGAUGCCACCAUAAAGGAGCUGGCUGGUAUUCUUCAAUCAAAUAAUAUGGCAGGUUCUAAGAGAAUUGGAGAGUUGGAAGACAUUAUAUGCAGGAAGAACACAAUGAUUACAAGACUUAGGAAGGACAUGAUGGUAUUAGAACAAAAGGUGGUGAAUCUUACAAGACUUCGUAGACCAUCCUCCUCCUCAUUGUCUAUCUCAGACAGUUCAAAACUUCCUCUCAUGGUGAAUAACGUAGUUUAUGACAUGGAUAGUACCACUAGUCCUUCCUCCUCUGAUUCAGAUUCCUCUCCUGUGAACCGACCACAAGCUCCUGCUGCUAAAAUUGAGGAGACUCCCGUUCAGAGUACUGAGCUUGGUUUAACAAAAAACCAGAAAUCAGCACCAGCAAAGGCUUCCAGUUCUUUGGUAGGAUUAACCGAGUUUCACAUACAGUCUAGAUCAGAAAAUCCUCUUAAAGAAAUAUCGGCAAAUCAAAAGUCCAUUGGACUUCCUACUUCGAGGUCAAAGCAGUUGUCAGCUGAAGGGGACAUCAGGAAGAUUAGAAGGCGGACUCAAAGUGCAACUAAGAAUACAUCUUCCAAUAAGAGAUGGGUCUAGUAAGUAAUGCACACCUGUCAUAGGUGGUUAAUAUAUAAUAUAUAUAAGAAAGCAGCGUCCAUAUUUGAGUACUUGAGAUUUGAGAACCUAAGCGUUUUCUCUUUUCAAGUUUCCCUAGCACCUUUAAAUUUGCUUUCCAGGAAGUUGGCAUGAAGUUUCACAUCUCAGAAUCUGAAAAAUGAGGUGGGUAAAAAACGAACCUGUUGGUGUUUGGAAUGCGGGGAAAACUUUAUAAUAAUGACUCGAAAAAAUUGACUUGCUCUCAGUUGCAAACUUUGCUUUCUGUGACCAUUCAAUUCUUUCAGGAAUCAACUCUGUAAAUCUCCAUCCACCCAAAAUAGUAAUUUUGCAAAUUUUAGCUAGGUUCUGGGAAUGUUAAUCCAACAAAUGUUUUAAAUAUGCCAUUAUCGCAUCUCGCAGUGCCCUUUGAAUGAGAUUUUCUCUUACUCUGGAAAAGAUACAUUUGUUGCUUGAUGAUUGA
This is a messenger RNA of Populus euphratica (Euphrates poplar), 2107 nucleotides long. RefSeq lists its product as uncharacterized. Bases 220 to 1626 code for a protein of 468 amino acids. The record is from RefSeq and is a predicted model, not a curated record. Lineage: Eukaryota; Viridiplantae; Streptophyta; Magnoliopsida; Malpighiales; Salicaceae. The transcript is spliced from 8 exons.